Molecule: messenger RNA, 687 nt
Organism: Oikopleura dioica
Lineage: Eukaryota; Metazoa; Chordata; Appendicularia; Copelata; Oikopleuridae
Source: the annotation of a GenBank genome assembly
AUGGGCGAAGUGCAAGAAGGCCGCUCAAAAUAUUAUACGCCCAAUGAGGUGGCCCUGCACAAUACCAGCGCAGACUGUUGGAUUUCCUUCCUCGGAAAAGUGUACGACCUGACGAACUUGAUAAAUCAACACAAAGGAGGAAAAAGGGACCUCACCUCACCUAUUCUUGCCAUGGCUGGAAACGACAUUUCGCACUGGUUUAAUCAAGUUACUGGAGAUCUGAAAACGUAUGUUGACGCCGAAAAGGGCAUCGUCCGAUACUAUACCCCACACGGAGACCUGCUUCAUAUCCCACCUUCUGAACCAAGAUCCGACUACAAUAAUGAUUUUGGCCGCCCAUGGUGGAAGGAUCGAAGAUAUGAGGUUGGAACCCUUACAAAAAAGCCGCGAAAACUAAGAAUCGUUAACACGCUUACCAGCCAGCAGCACAUCAUCGAAGUUUGCUCUGAAGAAACUAUGCUUGAAAUUCUUGCCAGAUAUAUUUGUUAUAAUUCUCACGCAGAGUCUUACACAUGGAAAUAUAAAGGAGAAGAACUAGACAAAACAAAAACCUUGGAGGAAAAUGGAAUUCUUGACGAAGACUUCGAACUUGAAGAGCUCGGCAUGGAUCCCGAGCAGUGGAUCCCAGCAAUUCACAUUUAUUUCAAUGAUGAUCUGCGCUCUCACUAUGAGAAGAAUACUGCAUAA